Messenger RNA from Rhizopus microsporus ATCC 52813, 634 nucleotides. RefSeq names its product 60S ribosomal protein L35. The coding region runs from base 1 to 375 and encodes 124 amino acids. Gene Ontology annotation, biological process: maturation of LSU-rRNA from tricistronic rRNA transcript (SSU-rRNA, 5.8S rRNA, LSU-rRNA); translation. NCBI's taxonomy places the organism in Eukaryota, Fungi, Mucoromycota, Mucoromycetes, Mucorales, Rhizopodaceae. The record is from RefSeq and is a predicted model, not a curated record. Gene Ontology annotation, molecular function: structural constituent of ribosome; mRNA binding. The transcript has 2 exons. Gene Ontology annotation, cellular component: cytosolic large ribosomal subunit; ribosome.
AUGUAUAUUUUCCAGGCUGCCAUUAAAGCACACGAACUCCGUAACAAGAACAAGGCUGAGCUUCUCAAGGUCCUUGACGAACAAAAGCAAGCUCUUGCUAACCUCCGUGUUCAAAAGGUUGCCGGUGGUAGAGCUCAAGAACUCGGUGAAGCUCGUAAGAACGUUGCUCGUGUCUUGACUGUCAUCAACCAAACCCAACGUGAACAACUCCGUCUCUUCUAUCAAAAGAAGAAGUACGUUCCUUUGGAUCUCCGUGUCAAGAAGACCCGUGCUAUGCGUAGAGCUUUGACUCCUUAUGAAAAGUCCUUGAAGACUGUUCGUCAACAAAAGAAGUUGGCUCACUUCCCUCUUCGCAAGUACGCUGUCAAGGCUUAAGUUGCUCUUCUUUUGACAAUAAAAGAUUUUGUAUAAUACAGUUCUUUAUUUUUUACUUCAUUCAGGCGAUUAAAAAUACAAGCUUGCUUAAAGUAUCUUUAUUUACGUUUGCUAUUACUAAACAUAUUAAAGACUAGAAAUGCCAUUGAUAAUUCCAUUUGACAUAUUACAAGCCAAAGUCCCUGAGGCUAGUCAGGUGUUUAGUAUAUUGUCAAUCACUCUCAGUUUAACACAGUUGUACUGGAAAGGCAUGUUAAUU